UCAGGCCUUGAGAGAGACAGAGAGAGAAACAGAGCAAAGACAGAGAUGGCUGGAGAUGAGGAAACUGCAAACACACUUGAAGCUACACCAACAUGGGCUGUGGCCACUGUUGUCUUUCUUCUGAUAGUGAUCUCCAUAAUAAUCGAGUAUUUGCUUCAUCUCUUACACAAGUAUUUUCAUAGGUUAAAGAGGAAGUCUCUCAUUCAGGCUCUUGAUAAGAUCAAAUCAGAAUUGAUGCUGUUGGGGUUCAUAUCGUUGCUACUAACUGUGGGCCAAAAGCCAAUUGCAAAUAUAUGCAUCCCAAAGAGCGUUGGUGAAUCUUUUCUUCCUUGCAAGAGCUCCACCUUUGGUCAUGCUGUCGAGGAAACCAAAUGCUCUGACCAGGGAAAAGUUUCUUUGAUGUCGAGGGAAGGUGCAUAUGAGCUGCAAUACUUGAUUUUUGUGCUUGCUAUGUUCCACGUUUCAUCUUGCGUCCUCACCUUUGCUCUUGGUAUGGCCAAGAUGAAGAGAUGGGAGUCUUGGGAGGCAGAAACCAGAACAUUGGAGUAUCAAUUUUCUUACGAUCCAAGGAGGUUUCAGCUCACAUAUCAAACCUCAUUCGGGAAGCGACAUUUGAAGUGUUGGAGUGACAAUCGAUUACUUCGUUGGCCGGCUUCCUUUGUUAGACAAUUUUUUAAUUCUGUCUCCAAAUCGGAUUACUUCACUCUCAGGCAUGGAUUCAUAAUGGCUCAUUUUGCAGAAGGGAGCCAUUUUAACUUUCAAAAAUAUAUAAGAAGGAAUUUGGAAAAGGAUUUUGGUGUGGUUAUGGGGAUAAGCUGGUGGAUUUGGUUGUUCUCAGUAUUUGUCAUAUUCUUCAAUGCACAUGGUUUUUACAAUUAUCUAUGGGUUCCCUUUAUUCCUUUAGUGAUGCUGUUACUGGUUGGAACAAAGCUGCAGGGCAUCAUAACUAAGAUGUGCCUUGACAGCCAUGAUAAAUCUCAUGUUGUUAGAGGAACUUUGCUUGUGAAGCCCAGCAAUCACUUCUUCUGGUUUAACUGGCCUCAGUUGCUUCUCCAUCUUUUGCACUUCAUACUGUUUCAGAAUUCCUUUCAGCUGGCAUUCUUCACAUGGACUUGGUACAAGUUUGGUUUAAGAUCAUGCUUCCACCAUGAAACAGAGGAUAUUGUGAUAAGGCUGGGCAUGGGUGUAAUUGUGCAAAUCCUCUGUGGCUAUGUCACUCUGCCUCUCUAUGCUUUGGUCACACAGAUGGGCACAUCAAUGAGAAAAGCAGUUUUCACUGAAAACGUGGUUAAAGGGCUGAAAAAAUGGAGAGCCAAGGCCAGGAAGAACCUGGCUCUUAGGAACCACCCUCACUCGGCACGACUCUCCUUGGAUGCUUCUCUUGAAACGUCACUGUCAGUAGGCACUUCACCUUCUUUCAGUGGUCAUGAUGCUUCAUUCUCGACUGUGGAUUUUGAUCGUCCGUCUGACGAUGCUGAAUAUGUAGCACUUGAAAUAAGGGAGGCCCAAAAGGCACAAGGAGAAACAAACACUUGAGUUUGAGUUCCAUUUUUGGCCAUGAUGGGGGGUUGCACAGUUAUUAAAGUUGCUCUUCAUCUUGCCUAUAAUGUUCAUAGAUUGACGAGUAUGAUUUGUUUUUAUGAUUUUCUUGAUAUUGUUUAGAGUAUCAUAGGAAGUGAACUUUCAACAGAACAUUAGAACAAAUGUAUUAAAUUUUUGUGAUC
Molecule: messenger RNA, 1724 nt
Organism: Prunus dulcis (almond)
Lineage: Eukaryota; Viridiplantae; Streptophyta; Magnoliopsida; Rosales; Rosaceae
Product: MLO-like protein 12
Exons: 12
Coding region: 46-1536 (496 amino acids)
Biological process (GO): defense response
Cellular component (GO): membrane
Source: RefSeq, a predicted model, not a curated record